GGCGAAGUCCGACAACGGGACGAAGAAAAGAGAGCGAGUUAUAGAAUACUGUUCAGACGUCACACGAAACAGAAGCUUCGAACGGGACGCUAUCCCAUCAGCGUCAAGCCCGCGGGCACGUAAGCAGCGUUCUUGGCAGCGCUCUUGGCGAUCACCCCUCGUUCACGGCUCACAGGCGACGGAGAGACAUGGCGGCCAACAGCAGAAGGAAGGGUACGUUACGGCUCGUUGGUCUUUGGGUUAAUCUUAAGUUUGUUUAUGACGGCGAGCGACCGAUUCCGGGAUGGAGUCAUCGACACGUCUUGCAACAUCACUACUAAGCGGACACUAAGUGGACACCAAGCCGACACCAAAGCAACUCAUAGUCAUAUUCAUAUCGGAAUGGCGGGUCGACGAUUGUUUCUUCUUCUUUCGGCAUUAUUCUUUGGGGGAAUCAUAACAACACUCAUAGGCAGUACUUACUACGGAACCAGCGAGUUACCGCAUUCCAGAGCAAGUCGAGCGCCUCGUCCAGAGACCGGCCCGCGAAACGAACGAGUGCUGGCGCAAACGAGUGCCGAAACCCGCAGGCUUGCUUAUGUCUUCUACGUUACAAACGAUCAAUAUGCCUGCGCCUCUCUUGUGUUAGCGGAUUCGAUUGUGAAAGCCGGCAAGCGGCCGGAUAUCCCUUUUACCGCGUUGUACACAGAUGAAGUUUCUGAGUCGUAUCGGAACAGGCUGUUGGGAUCUGGAAUGAAGAUACAAAGGGUGCAAACUGUCCGCACAAGUACAGGGGACCCGACGUGGGCGACGUCAAUGACGAGAAAUAUCGUUUUCAACAUGACCGAGUACGACCGUAUAAUAGUACUAGACAGCGAUGCGCUUGUAAUCACGUCCUUGGAUUCGUUGUUCGAUCUCCCAUCAUAUCCAUUAUAUGCAGCACGCGCCUACUGGAUCAAGCAACCUUUUUUCCAAUCUACGCUCUACGUGAUCGAGCCCUCCACGGCCUUGUACGAGAAGCAAGAGAAGGUCUUCCUCGAGGCUUCUGCAAAGGGCGAAACCCUUUUCGAUAUGGACGUUGCAAAUCGCGCGUUUGGCGACAUGAUCGGGCUAUUACCAGGAACGAUCGCCACGUUAAAUGGCGAUUUCAAGGCUCCAAAAACAGGCCCGUCAGCGGCCAACCCGCUGAUUACCGUCGAUCAAGCAGCAAAGAGCCCCAAGUAUGUUCACUUCAGCGAGUCUCCGGGGGGAGGAUAUGGCAAACCCUGGGGACGCGGGCGGUCGGUAAGCACCAAUCCUGAUUCGCAUCCGCUUUUCGAGGAACUCUUCCACAAGUUUUGGGCUGGACAGGACAAGUUGUGCGGGUAAACCUAGGGUAGUCAUAGUCUGGGCGAGUGAUAUUCCGUCAAAUUUUUGGAAAUGCACUACAACAACUGCUCGGACUUGAAUGCUGCGUGUUUUUUUUUACCGACAAGCGAAUCCCAGUCCAACAAGCCGCCCCCGGCGGUGCGGGGCAGAAAAGAUGGACGAACCAGAGUUGUUUUUGAGAUGAUUUAUUGUAUGAA
Molecule: messenger RNA, 1544 nt
Organism: Fimicolochytrium jonesii
Lineage: Eukaryota; Fungi; Chytridiomycota; Chytridiomycetes; Spizellomycetales; Powellomycetaceae
Product: nucleotide-diphospho-sugar transferase
Exons: 4
Coding region: 259-1347 (362 amino acids)
Molecular function (GO): glycosyltransferase activity
Source: RefSeq, a predicted model, not a curated record